ACUGCAUUUAGUAUCCAUUCAUAAAUUAAAUGCAGAACUAAAAAUAAUGAAUAAAUAUAAGAUGUUUAAGAAAAAACACAUAUAUUAAGAAAAUUAUUUUUUGUCUAGAAAAUAUCAUUAAAACUAUAAAAUAAUUGUAUUCAAUCAAUUACAAAAUAGAUUAUUAAAUAUGAUUGGUUAUAUAGUUUUUAAUAAAGUAAAAAUUACCUAGAAAGUUGAAAAUAUCUUAUAUAUUGGAAGAUAAAUUUUUUUUAGAACAUCUUACAUUUAGGAAUAGAUGGAGUAGUGUUUUGUAUGAAGAUUAUUACUAUAUGGUUUAAAGAAAAUGAAGGUAAUGAUAAUACUUAAUUUAUUUUCGUUUUUAAAUUAAGGUUGAGAAUGCCUUAUUUUUUUUAAAUUAAGUUAAAAUGCCUUAUUUUUAAAAAUUAAUAAACAUAGGUUGAGAAGAAAUCUGAUCAACCAUCAAGAAAGAAACUAAUUCAACUUGAUGCAGAUGGCUGAAUGAUCGUGUUUUUGUUCUAUUUCCCAUUAGACUCUACUCUUCUCUUCUCCCUCACUCUCUCCUCCGAUUCUCCACCGCGUCGCUCACCUAACUCAUGCUUGAUUUCUCACGGUCUCCGGCAUCCCUCUGUCGUCUUUUUCAGCAAUCGAUACCUCCUUCCGUAUCCCACAUGCUAACAAUGAAGCCGCCAGGGUUCUCCUACAACCGCCUCCAGUUUCUACCUUAAAGGUUCCGUCUUGGUGUUUUACUAGUCUUGAUCAAAUCGGGUUCGUGGUGGUUUCCACCGAAGACGACUUUGGUGAUGGAAUCCGGGUCAUGGGUUUGGAUAAAGGUGAACUCUUAGUGGCGAAAGAGCGACUCUUUUCUAGAGUUUUGAAGAUUUCAGUGUCUGAUUUGAGAGUAGUGUAUAAGUGUUGAGAUAUCUCCUUUAUUACUCACAUAUCUUAUGAGUCAAUCUGCCAAGGACCUCUCUAAAAACCUUUUUUUUUUUGAAUUAUUUUUAAUUCGAAAAACUGAUCGAUUACCUUUUCGCUCUUGAUUACUAACCCUAAAUAUCUAUGGAUCAGUUUUUAUUUAUGAGCCAAUCUCCCAAGGACCUCUCUAAAAACUUUUUUUUUUUUGAAUUAUUUUUAAUUCGAAAAACUGGUUGAUUACAUUUUUACCCUUGAUUACUAGCCCUAAAUAUCUAUGAAUCAGUUUCUAUUUACUUAUUCUUUCAUUUUCUCUGCUAUGGCUUCUACCUCUUCCUCUCUGCAACUUCUCUUUUUCUUCUUUCUUCUUCAGUAUCAAAUCCGAUAAUGAAGAUUCUUUAUUUCUUUCUUUGUUUCGAUCUAAUAACCACAUAAUCAAAGAUGACACAUAAACUAAAUCGGUUGAAGAGUGCUCACGGUUCAAUCUGAGAUUAUAUCUGAAAACCAGAAGAAGAAACUGAUCCGCGGUGGCUCACAGCCUGAUGUGCCGACAAAGAAGGUGACAAAAAAAAGGAAAAAAAGAGUGGAUACCUUUUAGAUCUACUUGGUUUUAGGGUUUUUAUUGUUCUGGGUUUAUUCGAUUUAGGGUUCUUAAAGAUAUUUCUAGGGUUUUUUUUAUGAUUUAGGGUUCUUAUUGUUCUUGUUGCUCUUUUCAAUGAAUUUUUGUGUAUUUAUUUAUUUCAUCUUCCGAUCUGGAUUCAGUAUAACUCGGGAUUAGUAACUUAGUCGUACUCGGUAAAACUAACUAAGUAGUACUUAGUAUUACACAGUAUAACUAGUAGAACUUAAUCAAACUCAGUAUAACUAACUCAGUGGUACUUAGUAGUGCUCGUUAUUACGCAGUAUAACCACUAUAACUUAGUAGAACUCAGUAUAACUACACCUUAGUAGUAUUCAGUAUAACCAGUAUAAUCCAGUAUAAUCCAGUAUAACUCAGUAUAACUAAGUACAACUAGGUAAAACUAUACAAAUUGUAGUAUCCGAAAUUUGAAAUUUUAAAAAUUUAAAAUUUUAAGAAACUUGAAAUUUUGGAAUUAUUAUUUAUUAUUUUCGAAAAUAAUAAUUUCGAAAAAUAGAAAAGUAUAAAAUCUGGUUUCCAUAUUUCAUUAAAGCAACAAGGGUAUAAGAAAUUUGCGAGACCAUAGGAGAUUGCUCUGUAACAUAUAGGGGCAUGAGAGGUGAUGACGUGUUCUUCUCGGUUGAGAUGGGUUAUGUUAUGGUUUGUUUACUGUAUUCGGUUCAUUGGUACUGUGUCAAGUACGAUGAGUGUCGAGACAGACCGGUUCUGAGCUUAUAUUGGAGGUCAGCAGUUUGAAAGCUGUUCGGUUUGGAGCUCUCAGCUUACUGGAGAGUGUUUGGUGUUGUUAGAUAACGGCGAGGUCUUUUUGUUUAUACUGAACGAGAGACAUUGCAGUGGAUUCCAGGGGCAAAGCCAGAAGAUUUACUCUAUGGGUGCAUCAUUUAAUAAGAACAAAAUUAGAAUGAAUCGAAGUUGAAAAUUAUUGAGUGCACAAUAUGAAUUUUUACCAAUUUAGCUAACAAAUUCUAUUGGUUUUAGGCUUAAAAAUGUAAUCUUUAUUAUUUUUGUGGGUGCACUUGCAUCCUUAGUUGACAACGUGCCUUCGCCCCUGGUGGAUUCAGAGGCUGCAAGAUGAAAGUUUCUUCGGAUGAUCAUCAAGGGAAGAGUUGGUUAGGGUGUGAGUUUGGUUGGAGGCUUGGGACUCUUAUAGUUGCUCGGUCUUUGUUAUCACCAGAAGCUCUGGGAGUUGUUGUAGUCUGGUGUAAUAACAAACCACUCAACAUCACCGUUUGCUGAGGACAUGUAUGAGAGAACAAAAGAUUUUCUUAUGGAGUAUGAAGUGGUGAUUAGUAGAUGGCCACAAUACACAUUGAUUUCAGAAAAGAGAGAGCCAUUGUUAAAUCACUUGAGAAACAAUACAGUGAUAUAUUGACUCCUUUGAAAGACACCAUUCCAAAGAGGCUAAAUAAGCAUGUUCAGAAGCUGACAAGAAGGCAGUCAUCAGCUCUCUGCUCUGUUCCAACUCGACUGGGAACUUUUGUCAACACCAUAAAGAGAAUUAUUGAUGUUCUACAUCAGAGAGUUGAGGAUAUUUUGAGACAAUGGGCUUCGUGUCUUCCUGUCAUUGAGUAUAAGAAGUUACUCUUUGGGGCGCAGACGAAUGUCAUCACGGUGUUGCUAAGGACAAAAUUCAGAGACUUACAUGCAUCCAAGCCUCGGUUGAUAAACUUGUCAGCAACACGCAAUCAAACAAAAGCACAAGGCUGAAGAAGAUAGUAGACAAAUUUACUAUGUGCUUUCUAUCUUAUAAAAAAUUUAAACAGAAAAUGUCCCACAUUUUUUAAUUUGUUUACUAGAGAAAUAGAUAUUUUCUUUUUAAAAAAAAAACUUAAAGAAAGACUUCAAAACUCUUCUUAUUUUUUGUAAAUACAAUCCAAUAAUAUUAAUUUCACUCUGCCAAAUUUAUAUAUUUAUGACAUUAAAAUCAAUGACCGUCCAGUAUACCUGCCGCAUGUCAUUGACUAUUCAUUCACUUCACUGGUCAUAGUCUACCGUUGACUUUUUUGAUAACCUACCUAAAACAUGUGUCAUGACAUUGACACCAUUUGUGUUUAUACAAAUGCAUACUCUUAAGGACAAAAAACUUCAUUUUCUUCUUAACUUAAUAUCUAUGAAACAUUUAUAAUUUCAGAUGUCCACAUACUUCAGAUCCAAGCAAACACAAGUUAAAUAACAUUCAUUUCAGGGCAUCCGGUUUGAUUGAAUUUUUUUGGUUAUGUUUUAUAUCUUUAUAUAUAAAGUACAGCUUCCUUCUCUCCCAGGGUUCCACGUCGCCAUCCACGUCAUCAGUUCGGAUGCUAUCGAGCCGACACCUGUUCCGCAGUACAAAACGCAGCACUUCGUCAUCUGGAUCACGUCUGCGCUUAUAAACUUAACGCGUAUGUUAGAUCGGACAGUUUUUUCGGCCCGUAAUCCCUUAUGUGUAGCCCUAAUCUAUUUUCACAAUGUUGUGUGUGUUCUUUGUUCUUCAUUGUUCGACGGCUACGGUGAAUCUUGUCCUUCCUCA
Brassica napus (rape) is the source of this 4058-nucleotide messenger RNA. RefSeq lists its product as uncharacterized. The record is from RefSeq and is a predicted model, not a curated record. NCBI's taxonomy places the organism in Eukaryota, Viridiplantae, Streptophyta, Magnoliopsida, Brassicales, Brassicaceae. Bases 2846 to 3259 code for a protein of 137 amino acids. The transcript has 4 exons.